CUUGCUUGUUCAGACCUCCUUUCCCUCUUUCUUCUCAAUACCGUCGUCGUCGUCGGCGUCGUCUUCAUCGUCGCCACCGCGCUCCUCAUUAUCCCGCCGUUGGCCAAACGAUGCACACCGCACGGAGUCGAGUAUUGCUAACGAGGCAUUUGGCCUCUUCGCGGCCAGUGGCACGCAUACCCAGCACCCGGACCCACCUUCUGCUACGACGAACGACCGCCACAACACCACCGCCGGCAUCGUCAAGCACUCAACCGCUUGCCCCACCGCGAUCCCCAGUUUCCAAGAAAUGGCGGAACUUCCUGCAAUUUCUGGGGCGCGCAACGCUGAUAACAAUAUUCGGAGGGUCAGCGGUGUUCUACUAUCUCUCGCAGCGAGAUAAGCACCCAGGCACCCAACUGCCCUUUGAUCCCGAAAAGAAAACUCUCGUUGUUCUCGGGAGUGGAUGGGGUGCUACCAGUCUCCUUACGACCUUGGACACCACGGACUAUAACGUCGUGGUCAUUAGUCCAAAGAACUUCUUCCUCUUUACGCCAUUACUACCUAGCGUCGCCGUCGGUACCUUGAAUUCCCGUUCAAUCAUCCAACCCACCCGUUAUAUCACGAGGCACAAGGCUCGAACCGUUUCCGUCAUUGAAGCGGAGGCUACGGACGUUGAUCCCGAGAACAAAACUGUGACUUUCAUUGACAACUCGGAGAUCAAGGGUGCAACAUCAUCAAGAACAAUACAAUACGACUAUCUUGUCUACGCCGUCGGUGCGGAGACCCAGACCUUUAACAUUCCAGGAGUCAAGGAACAUGCAGUAUUCAUGAAGGAGUUGCACGAUGCGGAGAGGUUCCAGCGGGGAUUCAUGGAUUGUGUCGAAACAGCUGCAUUCCCCGGACAGUCCCCUGAAGAAAUUGAUAGGCUAUUGCAUAUGGUGGUGGUUGGAGGUGGCCCAACUGGCGUUGAAGUCAGCGGUGAACUCCACGACUUCCUCGAGGACGACCUCAAGCAUUGGUAUCCCGAGUUGGCUGGGCGGAUUCGCAUCACCCUCGUGGAAGCCCUGCCCUCUGUGCUUCCCAUGUUCAGCCGGCAGCUGAUUGACUACACUGAGUCGACCUUCAAAGAGAGCAAGAUCGAUAUCCUGACCAAGACGAUGGUUAAAGAAGUUAAGGAGAAGAGCGUCGUUCUUCAGAUGCCCGACAAGAGCAUCAAGGAGGUGCCUUGCGGUCUUGUUGUGUGGGCAGCUGGGAACAAGGGGCGCAAGAUCACUCAGGACUUGAUGGCUAAGCUCCCCGAGACCCAAACCAACCGACGCGGUCUGACAGUGGACGACCAUCUGCGACUGAAGGGUGCGGAUGGUGUGUUUGCCAUCGGUGAUUGCACUGCAACAUCGUACGCGCCUACCGCUCAGGUCGCAUCGCAACAGGGUGCAUAUCUGGCACGAGUGCUGCACCAGUUGGCGAAGAAGGAUUCGAUUGAGCAGCGAUUAAAGAAACUGGAGGAAAUCCAGGUCGAAGACCCAGCGGAGAAGGAGAAGCUCGAGAAGGAGGCCAAGCUGUUGCAAUCACAGCUUGCCAAAGUGAAGCCCAGGGCCUUCCAGUACUCGCAUCAAGGCUCGCUGGCCUACAUCGGCUCAGAGCGUGCUAUCGCGGACCUGCCUUUCAUGAACGGCAACGUGGCCACCGGUGGUGUUGCAACCUACCUGUUCUGGAGGAGUGCCUAUCUGAGCACGCUGUUCUCGCUACGAAACCGGACGCUAGUUGCGACAGAUUGGCUUAAAGUGAGGCUUUUCGGAAGGGAUGUGAGCCGAGAGUAA
This is a messenger RNA of Coprinopsis cinerea okayama7#130, 1802 nucleotides long. RefSeq names its product NADH dehydrogenase. NCBI's taxonomy places the organism in Eukaryota, Fungi, Basidiomycota, Agaricomycetes, Agaricales, Psathyrellaceae. The transcript is spliced from 10 exons. The record is from RefSeq and is a predicted model, not a curated record. The coding region runs from base 111 to 1802 and encodes 563 amino acids. Gene Ontology annotation, molecular function: NADH dehydrogenase activity.